Molecule: messenger RNA, 2702 nt
Organism: Salvelinus fontinalis (brook trout)
Lineage: Eukaryota; Metazoa; Chordata; Actinopteri; Salmoniformes; Salmonidae
Gene: skor2
Product: SKI family transcriptional corepressor 2
Exons: 6
Coding region: 1-2160 (719 amino acids)
Biological process (GO): negative regulation of BMP signaling pathway; negative regulation of transcription by RNA polymerase II
Cellular component (GO): transcription regulator complex; nucleus
Molecular function (GO): DNA-binding transcription factor activity, RNA polymerase II-specific; RNA polymerase II cis-regulatory region sequence-specific DNA binding; SMAD binding
Source: RefSeq, a predicted model, not a curated record
AUGACGACCCCCCCCAGCUCCUUCCAGCAGGAGCCCCUGACCCCCCCCAGACCCCCCCACUCCUCCUCCCUGAAGCUCAACCAGGUGGGUCAAGUGGUUCUGUAUGGUGUACCCAUCGUCUCCUUGGUGAUCGACCAUCAGGAGCGGCUGUGUCUGGCCCAGAUCUCCAACACUUUGCUGAAGAACUACAGCUAUAACGAGAUCCACAACCGCCGCGUGGCGCUGGGUAUCACCUGUGUUCAGUGCACCCCUGUCCAGCUGGAGAUCCUGAGGCGAGCUGGCGCCAUGCCCAUCUCCUCCCGCCGCUGUGGCAUGAUCACCAAGCGAGAGGCGGAGCGGCUGUGUAAGUCCUUCCUGGGAGAGAACAACCCCCCCAAACUGCCCGACAACUUCGCCUUUGAUGUGUCACACGAGUGUGCCUGGGGUAGCCGUGGUAACUUCAUCCCAGCGCGCUACAACAGCAGCAGAGCCAAGUGCAUCAAGUGUUCCUACUGCAGCAUGUACUUCUCUCCUAACAAGUUCAUCUUCCACUCUCACCGUACUCCUGAUGCCAAGUACACCCAGCCGGACGCUGCUAACUUCAACUCCUGGAGACGCCACCUGAAGCUGUCAGAUAAAACCCCUCCUGAUGACCUGGCGUUUGCCUGGGAGGACGUGAAGGCCAUGUUUAAUGGUGGCAGCAGGAAGCGGUGUCUACCCUCAUCUCACUGCUCCCCCAUGGGGCCGGGGAAGGUUGUGAACUCCGGUCUGCCCCACAUGAUGACCCCUGACCUGGUCCAGAAGAGGAGCCGCUUCGAGGAGGAGGAGGACCUGGAUGGAAGCAGCCUGUCUCCCCGUAACAACCCUCGCAGCUACCCGGUGAUCCCUGUGCCCAGUAAAGGGUUCGGCAUGCUGCAGAAGUUCGCCCCCACUUCCCUGUUCCCCAACCCUUACUCCUUCCCAGCCUUCAGCCUCUGUCAGCAGAAUAAAGAUGACAGUGAGGUGGCUGGAGGACAGAAGAACACUGGUCUGUCAGGUCUGCUGUGGCCCGGUCGUAAAGACACCUUCUAUCCUCCGUUCUGCAUGUUCUGGCCCCCUAGGGUCGCUGGGGGCCUCCCGGUGCCCACCUACCUGCAGCCACAGCCCUCCGUCAACACUCUGUCCUCAUUGGCCGAGAGGCCCUCCCUCAGGCAGGCCUUCCUCGACAUCUCAGAGCCCCCACACCCAGGGGCAGGGACAGGCAUGGGAGCCACACCCAGGUCAGGUCUGUUUGACCUUGACUCCUGCACCCUGACCUCUGACCUGCGCCCUGUGAACUCAGAGGGUUGGCUGAAGGUGUUGGACAACCCAUCUCUCCAGGCCAGGAAAGCCUACUACCACUCAGCCUUCCGACCCGUCGUCAAGGACGCAGAAAGCAUCGCCAAGCUCCAUGGCAACCUGGAGGAGUUUGGGUCAGAGCUCCACCUGUCCCCCGGGACCAGCUGCAGCUACGCCUCUGAGAGCGGAGGAGAAGGGGAGGAGGAAGGAGAGGUGGAUGUAGAGACCAAGCAGGAUGAAGAGGAGGAGGAAAGCUUCAACAGACCAACCCCACCACAGACACACAGCGGGCUGCACCUUCGAGGGCUGACUGAAGGAUCAGGACCUUGGGAGAGAGGAGAGAGAGAGGCUGUCCCCUUCCCCUGCAGCCCUGCAGAUCACAUCCAGGACCAGAGCAGCAGUAAGCUGCCUGCCUCUCCUCCUGCUCCCCCUGCCAGCCUCACACUCUCUCUCCCCAGCCCCACACACACCCCGCUGCCACUGGAGGACCAGGCCUACAAACAUGUCAAAACUCAUAAAAGCAGAGACCAUGGACUGCCUGUUUGUGCAACCAAAGAAAACUCCAAAACAGCUGAUGAAAACAAAGAACCUAGCAACUUCUUUGUAUCAGAGACUAAAUCAUCUGACCCUGAGUACUGGAGAGAGAUGGCAGGGGAUCAAUCUCAAGAUGGAAGUUCCCCCGUGCCACUAAAGGAGGAUGUUGAGAACAUGGAGAAAGAGGAACUCCAGAAGGUUCUGUUGGAACAGAUCGAUCUACGAAGACGACUAGAGCAGGAGUUCCACGCUCUGAAGGGAAACUCCCCCUUCCCUGUGUUCCAUUCCAUCCAGAAACAUCCGGAAAGAAAAGAUCACAUCACAUCUUAACAGCUAAAUGGGAACGUGGAAGACAUUCCUGAAAAUCUGAAGGAGAAACUAAGGUCCUAUGAACCUCAGGAGUAACAUAACCUGAAACAGGACUAAAACCAUCUGAAACAGAUAUGUGACAUCGUCCCCACCAUCCAACCCAUGACCAUUACCCUUGGACAGAUAACAGUCUCUGAUAUGAAGUAUCAUGGAGCAUGAUGCAUCAAAAGAGAACAUUAAAAACUCAUCCUAAUUUUAUUUAUUUUGAUUAACUUGAAUUUAUUCAGGGUAUCCUAAUUGAGACCAAGGUCUCAGUCCCAAUGGUGCCCUGAGUACAAACAUUUUCUCACAGACAGGAAGAACAAUUAAGAAAUAGAACAAGCAGAAUACCAAUAACCACAAGGUAUCUUCCUUGUUCAGAAGAUAUAAUGGAUGAAUUGUCAUUAAUACAAAAUCAAUUAUAUUAUUAUUAUUACAAACUGUUAAUGCAGAUGUAUUUAAAUAUAUGUUCUUGAAGUUUCUCUACUAUUUAUGUUCAUAAAUAAAAGUCUAUACAAUAAUUA